This is a messenger RNA of Anneissia japonica, 2509 nucleotides long. RefSeq lists its product as uncharacterized. Gene Ontology annotation, molecular function: GTPase activity; GTP binding. The coding region runs from base 1 to 1626 and encodes 541 amino acids. The transcript is spliced from 13 exons. The record is from RefSeq and is a predicted model, not a curated record. Lineage: Eukaryota; Metazoa; Echinodermata; Crinoidea; Comatulida; Comatulidae.
AUGAGAAGUAUUUUGUUGCAGAUUUAUAAUGUGAAAUCUGAUAUUAAUGAAGCCGAUCUGCAGUUUCUUCAGCUAUUUGUGAAGUUUGGAGCUGCAAUUAAGGGAAAUAAUGAGAAACCUUUCCAGACAUUGUUAUUUCUUAUUCGUGAUUGGAAGAAUCCUCGUGAAAGUAGCUUUGGCAUAGAUGGAGGGUUGCAGCACCUUAAAAAAGUCAUGACAGUAUCUCCAAAACAGAGCCAAGAAAACCAACACUUAAGGAAGUCGAUUAGUGAGAUGUUUGCUAAUAUAAUGUGUUUUCUUAUGCCUCGCCCAGGAGAUGAAGUUUGUGAGGGUGAGAGCAAUGGUCAAAUUAGAGACAUUGCUCAGAGAUUUCAAGUGCAGAUAAAAGAUUUGGCAAAUUUUAUCUUUUCAUCCGAAUUAACUGAAGCUAAAAAGAUUGAUGGCAAAAGCAUUACAUGCGGAAGCUUAGUCGAUUAUUUUAAGGAUUAUGUGAAGACUAUUAAUGAAGAAGGGAAAAAGGUUGAAAGUACAUCAAUAAAUGAGGCUCAUGCUCUGGCACAUAACCAUCAGUCAUACACAGCUGUGAUGCAGAGUUUCGUUGCAGAUGUGGAUAAGCUAUGUGUGAACUACCAAGAAAAUCUAAAUGAAUUUCUUGAAUAUCGGAAGAUGCAAGCACUGGCAGAUUUCAAUGAAAAGUGUAGGUUAAAUCCAAGUACACAGUAUGGAAAAUUAAAAGAUGCAAUGAAAGAUGACAUCAACAGUAAAAUGCUAGCUUACUAUGCAAAAAACGAUUUGAUAGAGGCACAUGCAAGAUCUAACAAUUGGAGAUAUUUUCAAGAAGCAAUGACAAAAUUUGAAACUGGAAUGAAAGAGGUAUGUUCCUCAUAUUGGAAGGACACAGCCCUGAAGAGUAAGUUUAUGGAGCAAAAAAGAAUAGCUUUUGAAUACUUCAUCAAUUAUGGGGAAAGGAUUGGCACAUCAUAUUCUGAGUACAUACAAGAACUUGAAGAAAACAUUACCAAGAAGUACCCAGCUUACAAUCUAAUAAUGGCUCGGAAAGAAGCCUGUAAUUGUGCAUUUCGUGUGUACACAAAGGCAAUGGAUCAGAAAUAUACAACUUAUCAGAAACCUAUUGGGGACUAUCGUCGCAACCAUGAAGAAGCAAAAAGGAAAGCAGUAGCAGCAUAUGAAAGCCAUAAUGUUGGGAAUAUAUCUGGACAGAACCUUAAAGAUUUGGAACAAAAAAUGGAGUUGAAAAAAAAAGAAUGCGAACAACUUAACAAUCAGAAAACUAAAAAUGCUGAGAAGGAAAAUAACGCGGCACAUGAUGAAGCAUUGGUAUCAUACAGAAACAAAAUGCAACAUGGUUUCCUAAGUAGAUUUGGUUUUGAGGAAUUGCAUUAUCAAACAAGUACAAAUGCAGAAAAAAAGUAUGACAACACUGCCGUCCAAGGCUUUCCAUCGUACCAGCAAAACAAGAUGGCGCUGACAAGAUCAAUCCUCACUAUGUACACGGAAUUCAGAUCUAGAAGAACUUUUUGGAUUUGGUUUAGAAAAAGCCUGCUUGGUUAUACUACUGAGGAAGUUGCCAUUCCUUCACACUUGCUAAAAUCCAGAGCUAGAUGAAUACCAUUGUUUUAAACAUACAUCCACUCUGCAGCAAACACUAAAAUAUGACUACACUAGUAUUAUACAGUUAUUCUUUAUAUAUAUUUUUAACUAUAAUUUUAACUUAGUUCACCAUGAAAAUUAUUUUACAAUGUAGUUCUGGUAGUUAAAGUUGGAUUAACUAUUUUAACAGACUGAGUUAUAGAACCAUAGUUUUAUAUACUUAUUAAUAAAAAUUCAACACAAUAUACUUUGUUAAAAUAGUAGAGUAGAUAUUGUUUGAAAAGGGGUAUAACCCCAAAAAAUUGCAACAAAAGUUUUUUCAACAAGGAAAACCUUUAGGUCAGUUGCACAACACAGCUGUGGAUCCUUUUGCCAUUUCUACUUUUUUUGAAUUGGAUGUUUUAAUUUAUUGAUAUUUAAUAUUUGUAAUAUUGGAAUUUUGAUUGAUAUUUAUAAUUUGUAAUUUUUUCAUUUUCUUUCAUAGUAGCUGACUGAUCUUACACAUUUUAUGUUGCUUGAUAUACCAGCAGUUAUAAAUCUUAAGCUCUGAUGCUACUUCACUAUUAAGUAAUACUGUACUAGUAGGUUUGCACUUUAAUUCGAGACCACUUUUGGGAUCUGACAAUGUGGUAUGGUCUUCAGGUUCAGUCUCCAGUUAGGGGGUUAGCUGUGUAUUAAAAGGUUAAUGGUAAAAAGUGUUCUGAAAUUAGCAGGGUCUCGAAUUGGAGGGGGAACUUGAUGUACAACUUUUACUUCAAAUAGAUUGCUCUAUCUUAUACUGGCAUUGAACUAGUGCCAGUUCAGUUCAGUUCAACUUCAUUUAACCAUGGAGGCCCAGAUCAACAUAAGGUUGUUCUUCCCUGUGGCCGUGCACAUAAAUACAAUACAAAAUAAAAAA